Molecule: messenger RNA, 768 nt
Organism: Oldenlandia corymbosa var. corymbosa
Lineage: Eukaryota; Viridiplantae; Streptophyta; Magnoliopsida; Gentianales; Rubiaceae
Source: the annotation of a GenBank genome assembly
AUGAGUCGGACAAGAUUGAGGUUCCAGAAAAAAAAGGGAAUCAAAAUCAAGACGGCAAAGCUCAAAUGGACAUUGAAAGGAGGAGAUCCUAAAAGUAGACUGGAAGCUCAAAUAGUUAGUUUGAAUCCCUUGGUGGUCAAAGGGGUGGAAAAGGAAGCAAUGAUGGUGACGGAGAUAGUGGAAAGCCAGCCUGCGGCAAAAACCCUAGCUGCGCGACUUGGUGCGCACCCUGCGGAUGAAACCCUAGCUGCACAAGUUGAGUCGCGACAACUUGAAUCAUCUUCUGGUCUAACUGUGACGGAAAAAGAAGCAAUCCCGGUGGAUUUGCAGGCAUCCCCGGUUAGGACUGAAGCCGUCUGUGUUGAUGCGCCACCUCUUGUUCAAUCGGAAAAUCGAUUUUCGAUUCUCCAAGCUGCGGAGGAGGAUGACAUCAAAGAGGAGAUGGAAAAUGUCCAUUCUGAAGUUCAUACGCAAAGUCAAAAGGAACAAGAUGAUAUUGGUGCUACAUUGAUUGAUGGUGAGUUGGAUUUAGACAAGAAUAGAUCUUUACUUAAAGUUGAGCUGCGGAAUAUGUCUUUGGUUCCGCAACUGGAUCUCACUCGAUCUAAUGAUGAUUCAUCUGAAAAUGAAAUCCAUAAUACCGAGGCGGUCCAUGACGAGAGAGAGUUAUGGUCUGAUGGAGAGAUUUAUGAUGAUCACAUUGUUGAAAACGACCAAGGCAAGCGCAGUGUCACCAAGAAGCGAGGGCGCAACUCGAAGGAGGAAUGA